Ostertagia ostertagi is the source of this 966-nucleotide messenger RNA. NCBI's taxonomy places the organism in Eukaryota, Metazoa, Nematoda, Chromadorea, Rhabditida, Trichostrongylidae. The record is from the annotation of a GenBank genome assembly.
AUGAUGCUUGUGCGCUUGGGAUUGACAUCGCUACGUCGCGCAUCACAAUUUGCUGGCGUUAAGGAUCGUGUCAAAUAUGUACCACGUCGCGCUUUACUUUAUGUACCGGCCAGUAAUCAGAAAAUGCUCGACAAAGUACCAAACAUUGCGACGUUGACGUCAAAAGCAAAUAGCGCGACCAGACAAGCGCGUCGCCAAGCCACACAAGCUCUAGACAAGCUGAGUGGGGAACGAUUACGCUGUUUUGAAUUGGGUUUGCGAGUGAAUUCUGUUGCAAGUGGUUUGUUGGAAGACGACGUAAAGGAGGUUUGCAAAGCAGAACAUCUGCCUCAAGCAUUCAUGGUUCCUAAAGUAGACUCUCCAGAAGAUGUGGCGACAAUUUUUGACAUCUUCAGAACAAAUUACACUGCAGAGCGAGUCACGGAUACUAAUACUCGUCUUGUGAUUUGGAUUGAAUCAGCACGUGCACUCCUUGAUAUGCCACGAAUUCUGUCCUCGACGUUGAACCUUCACAAGAAUUCUGGCUUCUUCAAAUUGGACGCCGUUGUUUUUGGGUCUGACGACUAUUGUGCAGAUAUAGGUGCUACGCGUACGUCAGAGGGCAGUGAAGUUCUCUAUGCUCGUCAACGAUUUGUCGCAUGCUGUAAGGCAUUCCAACUCCAGGCGAUUGAUAGCGUUUAUAUCGACAUCAAGAAUCUCGACGGCUUACGGAAGCAGAGCGACGAAGGCCAUGCAUGGGGAUUCACAGGAAAGCAAACCAUCCAUCCCAGUCAGGUGCCGGUGGUUCAAGAAGCCUUUAUGCCUUCAGCAGAAAAAGUAGAGUGGGCUACUGAGUUGGUCCACGCCUUCAGUCAACACCAAGCAGAAGGGAAAGGAGCGUUUCAAUUUCGAGGCAGUGAAAAACAUAGAAUCGACCAUUGCUACUCCAAGCGACCCAAUACAAUACAAGCUUGGUACUCUAAAUGA